Messenger RNA from Cololabis saira (Pacific saury), 7039 nucleotides. Its product is annotated as general transcription factor 3C polypeptide 1-like. Gene Ontology annotation, biological process: transcription initiation at RNA polymerase III promoter; 5S class rRNA transcription by RNA polymerase III. Gene Ontology annotation, molecular function: DNA binding. The transcript has 40 exons. The coding region runs from base 202 to 6795 and encodes 2197 amino acids. NCBI's taxonomy places the organism in Eukaryota, Metazoa, Chordata, Actinopteri, Beloniformes, Belonidae. Gene Ontology annotation, cellular component: transcription factor TFIIIC complex. The record is from RefSeq and is a predicted model, not a curated record.
UAGCAGAGGAGUUUUGGUGCUGAUGAAGUAACAUUUUUAUCCAUAUAAACACCGGCGGAGCCACGUUUUCUUCAUUUUUUUCAGUCCCCAGUAAUACUAAUGUUUGACCUGAACGGGCUCUAAGUGUGUUAAUUAGAUUCCGGGGGGAUAGUUGAGGGUUUUCCUGGGUACCAGCCAGAGCUAGCAUGCUAGGCGGCUGUCAUGGAUGCGCUGAGCAUCGUCGUGGAUGAGGUGUCUCUGGAGGGGCUGGACGGGAUCACCGUGCCCUCCCUCUGGACACGGCUGGCCCACAGGCUGCCCAGGUUCCCCCUCCACCUGGACGACUGUACCAAAGGGUUUCUAUGGAGGACGCUGGCCGUCAACCCCGACCUGAACUUCUACGUGCUGCCCCGAGAGAGAGACGACCUGCAGCUGUUUGACAGGUUUAGGGAUGUUGACCUAGAGACGGGCACUGACCCACGGGAGAAGUUUCCUGAGGAACCGAAAGACAUCUACCCUGUCCUUGUUAUUCCUGACAAUAAGGAUGGUAUACGGGGAUCAUGUGUCUUCUUCAAAGAGAGGAAGGAUGUCACAAAGGAAGUCCGUUCAAAGUCCCUUGCCCCGCUGAUGAGCCUGGAGGAGGCUUUAGAAAAGUAUGGGCGGAAACUUGUUGUUGUGGCAUCUCAGACACUGCGGUUUCGGACACUGAUUGGCAGUGAGAGCGACCCUGAUCUAAAACUCACCAAUGACUCUUACUGCGUGCUGGAAAGAGUGGGUCGAGCACGCUGGCAAGGAGAGCUACAACGAGAUCUGCAUGCAGGCCCCUUCAAGGCAGAUGCUCGGAAAUUCCACUACUUGAGGAAGUCUCUUGUCAGGCAUGAACUGAUCACCAUGCAACCUUACAUCAAACGACCAAAGUCUGGACAGCAGCUACACACCAUUCUUCUCCUGCUCAAACGCUUCCAUGUAAAUAGACGGACUAAGUAUGAGAUUCUGAUGGAGUGUGUGUCCAACUUUCUCCAGAAGUUACCUGGUCAGUUUGCCACUGUGGACAUGCUCAAAGCAUAUCUUAAUUUGAAUGAUGUUAUUUUCAAACGUCUAUUUAAAAACAUCCGAACUGCCAAGAUGACCGAGUUUUGCCAGUACCCGUUGGAGGACUUGGAUCCCAGCGCUGGACCCUGCACCAACAAAAAUGGUAGCAAAGUGCAGGUGCGAUGUGUAAAACUAAUAAAGCCAUAUGUAAAGAAGGGCGUCACAUGUGAUGAGGACGACGAGGAUGAUGAUGACGACGAUGAUAGCCCUGGAGCAAACCGAGGAGAGCUGCCUCCAGAGUGUCGAAUCCUGGAGAAGGAUGUCAUAUCGCAGGCCUAUCAACUCAUACUGUCCAGUGGUACAAAUGGAAUCCCGCAGAGUGCUAUCGGAUCAAGAAUGAAUGUGGGGAAACUGGAAUCUCGUAUGAUAUGGCGAAAGCUGGAGAGAGAUGGUGUGAUUAAGGGAUUUUUGGUGGAUGAAGGUCGACAGAGGACUACAAGAUUUAUCAGCCAUAGGUGUGUGGGCGUCAGUGAUCAACUACAGCUGUUUGCUAAGGAGCAGGAACGGAAGAAGCAGCUAUACUCCUCUGCACCACAAAUGUCAAAUGCUGAACCGGGCACAUCAACACCGCCAACCUCAAAUAAAACCACCAAAACUUGUGCAUCCAAGAAGAAUACGAAAACAAGCAGAGGCAGAAAAAAAGAUGCAGAAGACUGGGACUCGCGUGACAAUGGAGGAAAGAAAGUGGGUAAAAAGGGAGGUAAAGCCAAAGGAAAGUCGAGGGCAAGAAGGAAAGUUUCUACUGAAAAAGAAGAGGUGACAACAAAACUGGACAUUCCAUUGAUACAUCCUGCACCAGCUGAAUGUGAAACCCUGGUCUGCACUGGAUCCAUGACCAAUAUGACCCCUGACUCCGUAUCCAUUCCAGAACCAGACCAAAGUGCAGUUGAAGAUGAACAACGAUGCAACUCGACACAAGCCAGCACUUUGCCUGAUUGCGAGGCCUCAAACUCCACCGAUGACCCAACGAACAACAUUGUUGUUGUUGAUAGUGUUUACACACAGUCACAGAGGCCUCAAGAGACGUACCGCCUGUUGAAGAGGAAAAAUCUGAUUGUUGAAGCUGUCCGGAACCUCAAAAUCAUUGACGGUUUAUUCCCACUGCGGAAGAUGAUCAGUGAUGAAGAGAAGCAGAAUGGUUUUAGUUCGAAGUGUUGCAAGAAGACUAUUUCACGUCUCGUCCACUGUCUGUCCAAAGAAGGCUUGCUUAAGAUUUACUCAACCACUGUUAUACAGGAUGGGGUCACCAAGAAGGUUGACAUGAUCGUUCAUCCAUCCAUUCAGCCCAAUGACAAAAGAGUUACCCAGCUUCUAGAGCAGGUCCGAUUCAAAAUCUCCAGCUCCUACUCAGUUAUGCGUGCGCAGCGUGAAGAAAAUGCACCAGAACAUUUGCGCAAUUUGACAGGACCGAAGGGGGAGGAUGACGAGGAUGACAUCGACUUCAAGCCCAUACCAGUUCGUGGAUUGGGUAAAACUUUGGGCUUCCAACCCAAGAUGCAUCGUUUGCGUGUUGUUCAUACCUUCCUCUGGUACCUGAUCUAUGGACACCCACUCCAGGACCAGACCACUGCCUUUGACUCAGCCAGUGAAACAGCAACAACUGACCUGAACAGCUCUGAUCCUGAUGGCAUAAACCCAGACAGCCAAGCCAAACAGGACCUGAAAGAAGCAGGAAGCUCUCGUGUAUCUAACUUGGAUGAGACAUUAGGUGAUGAAGAAGAGCUAGUGAAUGGUGAAUCAAAGACAAGUGUCUCAGAGUCUAACAUGAAAGUGUAUAUGGAUGAAGACUCGUGGAAGAGAUUCAUCCCUCCUGUCCGUUUGCACAAGAAUUUUGCCAGGGGCUGGGCCAUGGUUGGUGACCUGCUCCUCUGUUUGCCCCUCUCCAUUUUCACACAAGUGAUACAGAUUAAUUACAAGGUCGAUGGAUUGGAGGAAUACAUCAAUGACCCUGUGAAGCAGUACCAUCUUGUCAGAAGGCUUCCUGCAAAAAUGAAAAGGCAGCUUCUUUAUAAACGGAAAUACAUUCACAUCUUUCAUGAAAACCUGCAGAAGUUGGCCUACAUGGGUCUGAUGCAGUUUGGUCCUGUGGAGAAGUUCAAAGACAAAGACCAGGUUUUCAUUUAUGUGAAACGCAACGCCACCAUUGUCGACACCACCAACACUGAGCCUCACUACUGGCUGGUCACAGAGCCACCUGACAAACCAUUUGAGAGGCGCCAGUACACGCUGAACACGGCUGAGGAUGUGGAAAGCUACUGGUUUGACCUGAUGUGUGUUUGCCUCAAUACACCUCUGGGGGUAAUUCGCACUAAGAGAAAUAUGUCAGAGGAGGAGGAUGCUCCUUCAUUUGUGCAUGAUCGCUCCGUGUUUGUGGGACUGGCAUACCUGCUGAAGGGCAGUAAUGAAGUGCUUGAUGACGGGUCGAUACCAGGAGACGCUAAAGGAGCAGGAGGUCUGGACUCUGAAUUUUUCGGUCAUCUUAAACGAAACUGGUUCUGGACAAACCAUCUGCUUAGCUGUAAAACGAAACCAAGUGGUUUAGAGGCCCCUCAGACCAAGACCAGACUGAAGAGCCUUUUGAAUAAUGCUCUCCGAAUUGCUCUUCAAGCUGGAGGAUCAACUUCACCUCAUUAUUUGACCACCAAGCGCCCUCUGAUGUUGGAAAAUGUUGAGGUGGCCAUCGAGCCAGCUUCCCGAAACCAGCAGGUGGUUGGAGGAAAGGGACAAAAGAGGAAGAGAAGCAAAAAGGAAGUCAUCAAGGUCCCACGCAAGAAGAGGAAAGAGCCGAAAAAACGCACUCCUGCACAUGACGAGGCAGACCACAAGGCUCUGAAAAUGAUGACCAAACAGCGAGUGUACUGGUCCGUACAGGAGGACGGGCUGAUGAUGCUCUGCUCUGUGGCCUCAUACCUGCUCAACAGCAAGUUAAAAAGGCCGUUCAUACCUCACUGUCUGGUAAGAGACCUGCUGCAUUCAGAGUUUGAGAUAUCAGUGGAUAAAACAUCCGUCGCUGUUGGACGUCGCUCAAGAUACAUUCUGAAAAAUCCUCAAGCACUUCUGAACUACAGAAUCUGUCUGGCUGAAGUGUACGAGGACAAAACUAUGAUGAGACUCCUGGAGGAGAACAAACCUGCUGACACAGAUAAUCCAGAGGAUUGUUCCAAAUCAUUCUCUGAGUAUGUCAGGCUUCUCAGACAGAAGAUCAGCGCCGUCAUGAAUGCUCAGCAGAUGAUCAUACCUGAUUCUAAGCAGCAGCUCUUCUCACAGUUUAAGGUUUCUGCAAUAGAUGAUGGAAACCAUAUAUCAUGCAAAGACACCAUCAGAUGCAAAGAGGACAUUCAUACAGUGGUGCUGCAUAACUUGAUCCAGAGCACUCUGGCUAUGACCAACAGUCAAAUGAAAUCCUCCAGAUCCUUUCAGACCUUCCAUACUUAUAUUAAGUAUGACCAAGAGUUGCUGUGCCAAGUGUUCAUCCAGUGCAGGAAAAGACGCCUGGUCAACCGUCGUCGGAUCAAUAACGCAUUUGGGCCAAAGAAGAAUCGAGCGUUGCCCAUACUGCCCAUGUCCUACCAGCUUUCCCAGUCCUAUUUCAGGAGUUUCUCGUGGCGUUUUCCUCAUUCGUUGUGCACCGAUUCCUUUGGCUUCUUAAGGAGUCUUAUCACCAACGGGACUGGAGACGAAAGGCCCUUCACUUCUUUUUACCAUGAAACGGAAAACCGGUCGCAGGAAGGAGAGGAAGUGUCAGAAAGAAAGAUGGUAUCAGCAAGAAAAGAGAAACAGAAUCAAGGCAGAGCGAAUUGUAGUCGAGUCGGUGAACCACAGAUACAACCGGCGGUGGCAAUCACUGACUCCAAAAAGGAAAUGGACAACAAGCCAGAGAAGUUGUUGGGGUCCAUUAUGACCAGUGAUGAAGCUACGGAGAGUAUAUCAAACCAACAGAAAAACCCAGAAGGUUCCCUCACAUCAGCUUGUGGGGAUUCUUCGUUGAGCAGAGAGCAGAGAGAUUCCCAUCUGGUCAAAGAGCCAUUAGAAGUGUUGGCUGCUUCAGUCGCAGCUUGUCAGGCUUCAGAGGAUCCCCCAGAUGUGUCGGGCAUGAUGCAGUUCUCUCUGGACUCUCCAGGGGGAGCCUGUGUGGUCUCUCUCACCCUGAUGACUCUGGGACUCCUGAACGUGUACGUCUCCAUCCCUAAACAGAUAGUGAUGGUCGACAGCAACCUGGUGGAGAACGAUUUUGCUAAGAGUAUCGCUGCAUUGGAGGACGAAGACGAUGAGGACGAGGACGGUGAGGAAUGUGAAGGGAAAAAAAAGCUGCAAGUAACGGCACACCAAGCGUCACACACCAACUACCUGAUGAUGCAGGGAUACUGCUCUCCUGGCAUAGUCAAAUUGCGUAACCUCAGCAUCAACGAUAACAUCGUGGUGGAAUCGUGUUUUGUGAGGUUACAGCUGCGCAACACACCUGCUCACCACUUGUUCAGUGAGGACAUUUCUCCACCAUUGGAUUUGACAAAAUGUGGGCCCUCGGUGCCCUCCAUCCUCACCAGCUACAUCUCUUCAGCCUCCUCUUCUCCCAGUGAGGAGGAGUGUGACAGGCAUCUUAUCGAGCAAAGAGGAUACACAACUGAGGACAUUGGAGCGUGCGCUCAGCUCAGAAGGAGCUUAGAUGAAGCUGGUGAAAAGGGUUUGGAUGAACGUGACCUCUACGAGUCUCACGCGCACCUGCAGGAGCAACAAUCUGGACGCACCAUGAGCCUCCAGCAGUACAUGAAGGAUUUGCAAGAAGGCGGCCAGGUGGCUAAAGUUGGGAGUUUGGCUGUCCGUUGGGUGCUCAUGCACCACGCUGAACCGUGGCUGCUCAGUGUAAGCUCCAAGCAACAGUCCAGGUCUUACUCAGCAUCUGAGAAACCUCCGUUUCUGACGAAUCGGCACAACAUCCCCUUCAUGCGACAAAGAACCGGCAGAGAACGAGAUUGGGACACAGAGGAACCACCUUCAAAAAGACUUGCUGUCGACCCAGGAAAGGGUGCUGAUGCAGGAACUGAUGAGAGAUUGUCAAGUAACGCAACGGAGAAAGCUAAUGAGAAAGAAGAGCUAGAGCAACAGCAACAGACGGCAGAUGAGAGCAGCGGAGGAAACUUGGUGGACGAGGAGGAAGGAGCACAGACUCAGUCUCAGGAGGAAGGAAAAGAAGAGGUAGAACAACAAAAGGAAGAAACUGAGAAAAAAGGGGAUAAAAGAAGACGGCGGAAACCCAGAAAGAGUAAUAUGAAUGACGAAAGACAAAAAGAGGCGUGUUCUCCCUCAACAGUAUCGGGUGAUGAUGAGGAAAACUUGAGUUUCAUUAGCCGGCCGUGGCGAUUAGUUGAUGGAAAGCUGAACCGGCAGGUGUGCAAGGGCAUGCUGGAGGCGGUUCUGUACCACAUCAUGUCCCGGCCGGGACUCACGCAGCAGUCGCUGGUGGAACAUUAUAAAGAUCUGCUGCAGCCAGUGGCAGUGUUGGAAAUUGUGCAGGCACUCAUAGAGAUGGGAUGUGUGAAGAAGAGAACUUUGAUUAAAGAUCCUAAACCUUCACUUUUCUCUCGAUCUGAGCACCAGACAAGAAGGGAGACGAGCGUGAAGUUUGAGGAGGCAGAUGCCGUGUUUUAUGAGCCCACCAUCAGCUGCUGCCUUCGAGCUUGUCAGCUGUUCCCCAACGAACGUCACUGGAACGACUCCAUGUCGUGAAACCGUUAGGAGUUUGACGUUUAAAACCCAAGAGAACUGAGAAUUUCUUUCAGCAAUCAGACAGGUCACUUUGGAAACAUCAUCAGGUUCUUUGUACAUUUUUUUUCUUCAUAUUUUCUUAAGUUAACAGCCAAGUGUUUGGCGGUCUUUUUUUUUGUAAAUUUUUUUUUCUCCGCAACUUAAAAUUUAAAUAAAAGUGCAUCUUUUGACUGACCCUGGUGUUGAAUAAAAUCCAGCAAGCUUA